AUGGCACCCAUAGCCAGCGAACCCCGCCAAGUCCGGGUAGUCCUCGACCUCCCCAAGCGCAAGGCUCUCUACACACUCGUCGUCGAAAUAACAGAUUGGAUGCGAUCCCAGCUCAUCCUCAAGAACCCCAACCAGCAGAACCAAGCCAACAACAACGCCUCUCGGGAACCCAACACCUCCGGUGGCGGCCCAUCGUCAUCAUCAUCAUCAUCCCUCAUCGAUGAUCUGGACCAUGAUGGUCCCCCCUUACCUACCCGACCCAGCCCCGGCGGCACCGGCGGCACCGGCGGCGGUCCUCGCUCAAAUCCCAACUAUAGCAGUGGUGGUAGUGAUAGAAUCGCCCCCCUCCGGCACGCCACCCUAUCCCACUUCGACACCUGGCGCUCCUCCCUCCUCCAAUCCCUUAAAGACCUCCUGACUCCCGCCGACGACACCAAAGAGAUCGACGCCCGGCGGCAGCGCUCUGAACGACUCGCCCAACUAAAGCUAGAGUCCCCGGCGCCUGGAGAGAACUUGAUUGAUUCCGGCGACUUACUCGGUCCCCGACAGAAGAAGGAGGUAGCGGCGUUGCAGGGACGGUAUCACGCUAUUCCUACCCCCCGGCUACUACUGACCGUGAUGAGUCAGGAGGAUAGGGAGGAAGUGGUGGUUUGUCUCUUGCUGCUGCUUCUUUCGGGGGGCAAGUAUGUGGCGGAGUCACGGACGUUUUUGGUUUACCUGUGCUCUGCUCUGGAGUUGCCGUUGGCGGUUUUGAACGAGCAAGAAGCGGAGGUGGCUACUUUCCUUGUUGAGUCCUCCAAAUCUCCCGAAGCGCAGCAACAAAUGUCAGCAGCUAAAGAAGCCGAAGAGCGCAAAAAGGCCAAUCAGACCAGCCGACUGUGGAAAGUUGGCCUGGCUUCCGUUGCAGGAGCAGCGAUUAUUGGAGUUACGGGAGGACUGGCGGCGCCGGCGGUGGCGGGGGUGCUUGGCGGGUUGAUGGGCAGUGUCGGGUUGGGAGGCGUGGCGAGUUUCUUGGGUGUGUUUUGGAUGAAUGGUGCGCUUGUGGGAACGCUUUUUGGGGCGUUGGGGGCGCAGAUGACGGGGGAGAUUGUGGAUCAGUACGCGAGGGAAGUCGAAGACUUUGCCUUUCUGCCGUUGUCUGGGUCUGGGGCGAACCAGGGAGAGAGGUUGAGACUAACGAUUGGGAUCAACGGGUGGUUGACCGAGUCACUUUCUUCGCUGACUGCUCCCUGGUCGGCGCUGGACGCUAGGUCGUCGAACCUGUUUGCUUUGCGGUAUGAAGUCGCGGCCAUGUUGAAUCUGGGAAACGCUUUGAGCGCCAUGGUCACGAGCGCGGCGUGGACGUAUAUCAAGGUCGAGCUGCUGAAACGCACGGUUUUGGCGACGCUGUGGUCAGCUUUAUGGCCGAUUUCGUUGCUGUCGAUGGCGUCGGCGCUGGAUAACCCGUUUUCUCUUGCUAAAAACAGGUCGGAGAAGGCGGGCAAGAUUCUGGCGGAUGCGCUGAUUAACAGAGUCCAGGGCGAACGGCCGGUGACGCUGAUCGGGUAUUCCCUGGGCGCAAGGGUUAUUUACUCGUGCUUGCGCACGCUGGCGGAGCGCAGGGCGUUUGGACUUGUCGAUGAGGUCAUCCUCAUCGGUGCACCGGUGCCGAGCGAUAGGGAUGCGUGGGAGAUGAUGAGGAGUGUGGUUAGUGGCAAGCUGUGGAACGUCUGCUCGGGCAACGAUUACCUCCUGGCCUUCAUAUACCGGACUAGUUCCAUUCAGCUGGGUGUGGCGGGGCUGCAGGAGAUCAAGGGUAUUGAGGGUGUUGAGAAUCUCGACUUGACGGGGACGGUCAAGGGACAUGUGCGCUACCCGGACAUCUUGGGUAAGAUUUUGGACAAGUGUGGUGUCGAGAUUAAGGAAGGAUUUGGAGGUGAGAUUGAAGUUGAGCAGGAUCUCACGAGGGAGGAGGAGAUUGUGUUGGCGGAUAUGGAGGCACAAGGAAAGAUUCCUGCGGUGUCAAGGGGGGACAAGGAAGCUUGA
Messenger RNA from Neurospora tetraspora, 2025 nucleotides. RefSeq lists its product as uncharacterized. The coding region runs from base 1 to 2025 and encodes 674 amino acids. The transcript has 2 exons. NCBI's taxonomy places the organism in Eukaryota, Fungi, Ascomycota, Sordariomycetes, Sordariales, Sordariaceae. The record is from RefSeq and is a predicted model, not a curated record.